Messenger RNA from Danaus chrysippus (African queen), 609 nucleotides. NCBI's taxonomy places the organism in Eukaryota, Metazoa, Arthropoda, Insecta, Lepidoptera, Nymphalidae. The record is from the annotation of a GenBank genome assembly.
AUGGCAGAAAGUAAAGAAUUAUUCACGAACCCGGAAGAAACACCUCUAAAUGAAAAGAAAGAACCGGAUCUACAACAAAAAAAUAAGGAAAAGAGUUUUACCGAAAAAUUGGUAGAAAUGAAGAAAAAUAUAACUGUUGAACCGAUGUUGGCUGGUUUUGUUAUACCCAGUGCAAUGACAUGUAUAGCAAUAUUCAGCAAGAAGCUGCAAAUCGACGAUGCAUUGCUCUGUCUCAUCUCGAUCGCCAGCAAGUUUGUCGGAUCAGUGUGGACGGCGUUUGCCAAGUCGGACUGGGAAAUAUACAUGAUACCAGUUGCGGAGUUACUUACGGGUACAACUUUUACAUCACUACGCUCAAUUAUGUCCAAAUUAAUAGAUCAAAAUGAAACUGCAAAAGUAAAUUCCCUUUUCUCCUUAACUGAGACACUGGCGUCACUGAUCUUUCAACCAUUUUAUUCAUGGCUCUACAUGAACACACUGCAAGUUAUGCCUGGUGCUGUAUUCCUCACUAGCGCGUCUUUAAUAGUACCAGCCUCCUUCAUUUUAACGGAUGAUAGUGAAAAAUUGUGGUAUGGAGAUGAAGAUAUAUGUUCCUUGGAACUCAGCUAA